AUGUCAAAAUUAUUUAAGAGGUUCGGAUCAAGUUCUGAAUCAAAUAUUCAGACAGUUCCUGAAAAAGUAACUUCGACUGAAGAUGAAGAAACAUUGACCGAAUCAAAGAAAGAUAUUUUAAUGCAUCUCAUUAAGCAAAUUAAAGUUGGAUCAGAGAUUAAACACAUAGCACUACCAUGUUUUCUAUUACAACCAAGAUCUCUAUUAGAGUCAUUGACAGAUAAUUUCAAUUGUUUAGAAGAGUUAUUCAAAAUACAAACAAUUGAAAAUGAACAAGAGAGAUUCAUACAGUUCAUUAAAUUCUCAUUGUCUGCUUGGAAUACAAGACCAAAGGGAAUUAAGAAACCAUUCAAUCCAAUCAUUGGUGAAACCUAUGACUGUUUUUGGGAUAGUGGUGAUUCAAAUGGGGACAGCCACUUUAUUUCCGAACAAAUCUCUCACCACCCUCCUCACUCUGCUUUCUGCUUCUACAACAAGAAGGAGGGUAUCAUUGUGAAUGCCAACUUGUCAACCAACUAUGUCAAAUUCUAUGGUAACUUUGCAGAGUCAUCCCUAAAGGGAACCAUUGUAUACCACUUCCUCAGAACCAAUGAUACCUACGAGAUGACCAUGCCAACAAUUGGAGUGAGAGGAAUCCUGUUGGGAAAACUUGGUAGCUAUGUCAAUGGAAAGACGGUUAUAAGAAAAAUGGGUACAAGUUAUACUGCCAACAUUGAGUUUCUCAGCAAGAGUAUAGUGGGAUCAUCAAAGCACCACAAUGGAGUUAAAGGUACAAUCGAUUUUGAAAAUAAGCACCUCUACAAGAUUAAGGGUAACUGGGAUAAUCAAGUCAUUAUAUCGCCUAUUAGCCACGGUUCCGAUAUUGUACUAUUGAAUGUACACAAUGUAAAGCUAUAUCCUCACAAGUCUAUCCCAUUUGAUCAACGUCCAGAGACAGAUUCAUCUCACAUCUGGAAAAUAGUGGAAGAAGGUAUUCUCUCCAACAAUGACCAAGUAACAUCAAAAGAGAAACAAAGAAUCGAAGAGAAUCAAAGAAAAGACGAACAAUAUAGAAAAGAUAAUGGAAUCAAAUGGGUACCAAAGAAUUUUGUUUUGAAAGGUAAUCCAUUGGAUUUUCCUCCAAACUAUGUCUAUAAAGAAUUAGAGAAUAUAUUCCCUGAAGUAUACGCAUCAAAACCAACAAGUUAA
Messenger RNA from Heterostelium album PN500, 1188 nucleotides. RefSeq names its product OSBP family protein (gene osbL). The record is from RefSeq and is a predicted model, not a curated record. NCBI's taxonomy places the organism in Eukaryota, Evosea, Eumycetozoa, Acytosteliales, Acytosteliaceae. Gene Ontology annotation, molecular function: sterol binding. Gene Ontology annotation, cellular component: cytosol; membrane; intracellular membrane-bounded organelle. Bases 1 to 1188 code for a protein of 395 amino acids. The transcript has 3 exons.